Molecule: messenger RNA, 1854 nt
Organism: Vicugna pacos (alpaca)
Lineage: Eukaryota; Metazoa; Chordata; Mammalia; Artiodactyla; Camelidae
Gene: TSPAN13
Product: tetraspanin 13
Cellular component (GO): membrane
Source: RefSeq, a predicted model, not a curated record
AGCGCGCGGGGAGAGACGGAGGGACUGGGCGGGGCUCCGGCUUCGGCUCCAGCUGCUGCGGCCGCAGGUUUCAGAGCGGGUCGGAGCUGGCGGGGGCGAGCCGCACACUGCAGCCCCAGCCCCGGGCUUCCCCGUCCGCGUCCCCGCUGCUGCCUCGCCUUGGCCAAGCCCCAAAGGCAAGGACAAAGGCUGUUCGGGAGGCUCCGCUGGAGCCAGAUUUUACCUGCAGUUGCCGGGAACCACAGGCUCCAAGAUGGUUUGCGGGGGCUUCGCGUGUUCCAAGAACUGCCUGUGCGCGCUCAACCUACUCUACACGUUGGUUAGUCUGUUGUUAAUUGGAAUUGCUGCAUGGGGCAUUGGCUUCGGGCUGAUUUCCAGUCUCCGGGUGGUUGGCGUGGUCAUCGCAGUGGGCAUCUUCUUGUUCCUGAUCGCGCUGGUGGGGCUGAUCGGAGCCGUAAAGCACCAUCAGGUGUUGCUGUUUUUUUACAUGAUUAUUCUCUUACUUGUAUUUAUUGUUCAGUUUUCUGUAUCAUGUGCUUGUUUAGCCCUGAACCAGGACCAACAGGGUCAGCUUCUGGAAGUUGGUUGGAACAAUACAGCAAGUGCUCGAAAUGACAUCCAGAGAAAUUUAAACUGCUGUGGGUUCCGAAGUUUUAACCCAAAUGACACCUGUCCGGCUAGCUGUAUUAAAAGCAGCCACUCGUGCUUACCGUGUGCUCCGAUAAUAGGAAAAUAUGCCGGAGAGGUUUUGAGAUUUGUCGGCGGCAUUGGCCUCUUCUUCAGUUUUACAGAGAUCCUGGGUGUGUGGCUGACCUACAGAUACAGGAACCAGAAAGAUCCUCGUGCUAAUCCCAGUGCAUUCCUUUGAUGAGAGAACAAGGAAAAUCUUUCCUAUUCUGAUCUUGUACACUUCCUCCAACAUUAAGUUAAGCUAAUUUGCCUGUUUAAGGAAUCAGUGUCUGAAAAAUUACAUUAUUGACUGUGGAAUUAUAUUUUUUACAUUUAUGUUUCUCUAGAUGGUUUUCUUUUUCCAUUGCUGAAAAAAAUCUGAAACUUGUGGUCUCCUCUGAACCUCAGUGGUACUUGUAAUCUACUGUAUUCACAGUGUCUAGCACUGUCCACUGUGGCCUUUCUUAGCAUUUUUACCUGCAGAAGAACUUUGUAUGGCACUAUUGUGUUAAUCAUAUUGUGAAUCUAAAUAUACAUCUCACUGGAACAAUUAAUUAUAUGUAGCACUGUGCUGUGUAGAUAGUUCCUCCUGGGAAAAAAAAGGAGUUGAAGUUUUUUGAAGCCAGAAAGUAUGAGAUUCAAUUACAUUAAGUUCAGUAAGGGAAUGUAAAUUCCCAUGUUUUUGUCUUCUUAGGAAAGAUGUAUUGUGGUGAAAAUUGUUCACAUAAAAGUAAUAAUUUAGUUCUAGUAUGCUUUCUGAUUACUCUAAUGUAUUCUAGAAAUAGAUAUAGGAAAGUGUGGUUUCAUUUUUUAUUUUUACAGGUAAGUACAAAAGAGAAAUGGUCUCAUGAAUGUUCUGAUGUGUAACAUUUGCCUUCAGACUUCAAAGUGGAAUGAGUUUGAGAAAUUCAGAGACUGUAUCUGAAUAAUCUUGGUAUUCUUUUUGUAAUAAUUUAAAGUCCAAAAGACUGCAUUUUUAAACAGUUACUAUUAAUGCAUUGGCCCACGUAGCAAAAAGAUAUUUGAUUACCUUAUAAAUUGUUAGAUACCUUUUCCAUGAAAUUUCUCAGUAUUGUAAUAGCAGCUAGUCAAAUCCGAGCAUAUUUGAGUGUGAUCUCCCACAAUUUGAAAUUGAAAUAGUAUCGUGGUUCUGUAUAUUAAAAAAUUAAAGUAUGGCGAAACUUU